AUUACCACUUCUAAACAUACUUAAUUAGUGUUCUAAACAAGCUUAAUUAAUUAACAAGAAUUAUAAUUAUGGGAGCUCUUAAAUUCCUUGCCUUCCUUGCUUUCUUAGCUUUGGCUUCCUAUGGAGUUGUUGCAACUGAUCCUACUCAACUUCAAGAUUUCUGUAUCGGAACUAACGAUCCAUACAAUGCAUUGUUUGUGAACGGCAUGUUUUGCAAGAAUCCAGUGGCCGCAAAAGCAGAAGAUUUCUUGUUCCAGGGGCUGGACAAGGCCGGAGACACAAACAACAUGGUGCGCUCCAAUGUAACAUUAGUAUCGGCUGUGCAGCUCGCAGGGCUUAACACACUCGGCAUUUCACUGGCCAGGAUCGACUUUGCACCUUACGGUCUUAAUCCUCCCCACACUCACCCUCGUGCGACCGAGAUCCUUACAGUCAUCGACGGAACUCUUCAUGUCGGGUUCGUAACCUCAAAUCUGGCCAACGGAGACAACAAGUUGUUCACUAAGGUGCUUAACAAAGGAGAUGUGUUUGUGUUCCCACAAGGUCUUAUCCAUUUUCAGUUCAAUAUUGGAAAUACUCCUGCUGUUGCUAUUGCUGGUUUAAGCAGCCAAAACCCAGGAACUGUCACCAUUGCUAAAGCUGUUUUCGGUGCUAAUCCUCCCAUCUCUGUGGAUGUUUUGAGCAAGGCUUUUCAGCUUGAUGCUGGAAUUGUUAAGAAGCUUCAAUCUCAAUUCUGGAUGAGCCCUUGAUUUCAAAAUCAAAACAUGAUUUGAAUUUAAAUAUUGAACCAAUACAAAUAUCUAUAGGGUUAUAUUAAAAUAAAACAUAUGUUAUAUUGUCUUUAAUUACACUUUAAUUUUUGUUAUUUGUUGUUUACAUUAUAU
Messenger RNA from Amaranthus tricolor (Joseph's coat), 884 nucleotides. Its product is annotated as germin-like protein subfamily 1 member 17. NCBI's taxonomy places the organism in Eukaryota, Viridiplantae, Streptophyta, Magnoliopsida, Caryophyllales, Amaranthaceae. Gene Ontology annotation, cellular component: cell wall. The record is from RefSeq and is a predicted model, not a curated record. Gene Ontology annotation, molecular function: manganese ion binding. The transcript is spliced from 2 exons. Bases 69 to 749 code for a protein of 226 amino acids.